This is a messenger RNA of Arabidopsis lyrata subsp. lyrata, 1341 nucleotides long. RefSeq names its product F-box protein At1g47810. Gene Ontology annotation, molecular function: protein binding. NCBI's taxonomy places the organism in Eukaryota, Viridiplantae, Streptophyta, Magnoliopsida, Brassicales, Brassicaceae. The transcript has a single exon. The record is from RefSeq and is a predicted model, not a curated record.
AUGGCAGAGACGAAGAAGAAUCUGCAAUCUCUGGAUCAUCCAAUUCCCAUUGACAUGUUGUUCGAGAUCUUCUUAAACUUGCCCGCGAAAUCUUUAGCCAGGUUUGUUUGCGUAUCGAAGCUAUGGGCCAAAAUCAUCCGCAAUCAAGAUUUCAUCAGAUCCUUCUCGCUUCGAUCAUCCCUAAAGAAUAAGCAGCACCGCCUCCUCUUUGCUUUCAAAAACCAAAUAAAAGGUUAUCAAGAAAAUUGGUACUUUUUCUCCAAAUCAACUCAUGUUUCAACUCCACUAUUUGAGCCAAACUUACUGGUUUUACCGGACCGGUUCGCUGCCCGUUGGUAUGAUAAUCUUGCCCAAAACAUUAACGAAUUUGAAGCUCUAGUUGGGGAGGAACCACCUGAUUUUGAAUCAAGUACGGUGUGUCAUUUGAAGCAAAUGCGAUACCAAAAGCCUAGCUACGUCCAUGGGUUGAUUAGCUUUUUAUAUGGGAAAGAACAAAUCAUAUGUAAUCCUAGCAUAGGUAAGUCCAUAAACUUACCCACUUUGGAAUCCAGUGAAACGAUCAUUGGAAGCUUUUUAGGAUAUGAUCCAAUCCAUGCACAAUAUAAAGUAUUGUGUUUGACCAAUGUUACACCGUUUUGUCGACAUCAAGUCCUCACAUUGGGAGCUCAAAAUUGCUCAUGAAGAAUGAUCCAAUGCAGCAGUCCUCACUAUCCUGGAACCAUCUCUGUGUGCAUAGACGGUGUUUUAUAUUACAGUGCUUCUAGUAGUUUUACCAUGGAUGAACCAUUAUUCUUGGUGAGAUUUGGUUUGAGGUCUGAAAGUUUGGAAGUUGCUUCCAAAUUUCCCGAGGGCCUUGAAUCAUCAAAUCGAAUUACUUUGAUAAACUACCAUGGAAAAGUAGCUGUAGCUGAUGUCUCUGAAUACCGUUAUGGAGAUUUCAAGUUGUGGGUUUUAGAGGACGCCAAGAAACAACGAUGGUCGAAAGAACAACGGAUAUCUAUUCAUACAGGUGUUACUGGUAAAUUGCAUGAAGGUUUAGAAAUCUUGGGAACUUCUAAUAUGGGAGAGAUUAUCUUUGCACCUAACUAUUUUAAAGAGUUGGUUAUUUACUUUCUGGAUCACAAAAGCAACAAGGUUAGAAGUGUUGAGCUUGAAGGAAACACCAAGUAUAAGUUUAGAGAUUUUUAUAAAGUAUUUACUUUCUUGCAUUACGUAGAGAGUGUUAUGUUAAUUUAGAGAGAAUGAUUCAAACUGCUUCUGAUUGUUUCUUUUCAACUACAAGAUCUAGUUUAAGCUUUGUCUCUUGUUUUGUUGUUCUGUUCUUUGCUUUGAUUUUGAAUA